UUUUUGACAUAUCUCUCUUGCGUACGGGGGAGAACGUCGCGACCACGUUUUAAAUUUUAUAUUAUCAACAAAAACAUGCGGUGAUUUCAUUCUCAGAUUACGUAGAUAAUUCGAGUGUAUCAGUCGCGUUUCGCAAUCGCCUAAGUUUAGUUAAUCUUACGCCGGUAAAAUACAAAUAUUACAUAAUGAAUACGAGCGACUGCACAUGUGAUGAGGGUCUUCUGGUGGGCAUCGGGAACCCUUUACUGGAUAUUUCGGCUUCUGUGGACGAUGCCCUGCUCGCCAAGUAUGACAUGAAGCCUGAUGAUGCCAUCAUGGCAGAGGAGAAACAUAUGCCACUGUACAAAGAGCUUAUGGAAAAUUCUCAAGAACCAAGUGGGAAAACAUACAAUGCUGAGUUCAUAGCCGGUGGCAGCGUCCAGAAUACCCUCCGCGUCGCACAGUGGAUCCUCAAGAAGCCUCACAUCUGCACUUACUUCGGCUGUGUGGGCAAUGACGAUUAUUCUAAGAUACUCGAGAAGAGAGCUGUCUCCGAAGGCGUUAUCGUAAAGUACCAGGUGACCGACGAAGUCCCGACGGGCACCUGCGCGGUGCUCGUGACGGACACGCAUCGCUCGCUGUGCGCUAACCUGGCCGCGGCGCAAAAGUUCACCCCCGAUCACCUGGCUAAGGACGAGUGCCAAGAGCUCAUAAAGAAGGCGAAGUACUUUUACACAUCUGGUUUCUUCGUAGCGGUAUCUCCCGAGUCUAUCCUUCAAUUAGCAGAUCGCGCGAACAAGGGCGGCCAUGCUUUCAUCAUGAACCUUAGCGCGCCGUUCGUGUCACAAUUUUACAAGGAGCCACUGGAAAAGAUCCUGCCUUAUGUUGACGUACUUUUCGGCAAUGAGAGUGAAGCCGAAGCCUUCGCGACAGCCUUCGGCAUCACCGAAAAGGACCUCCAAGCGAUAGCCCUCAAAAUAGCCAACAUGCCCAAACUCAACCCGUCCCGACCACGCGUGGUCGUAAUAACCCAAGGUUGCGAACCCGUCAUCCUCGUAGAAAACGAAAAAAUAACCUUAGUACCUGUCAAUAAACUGUCAAGAGAACAGAUCAUAGACACGAACGGUGCGGGGGAUGCGUUCGCGGGCGGGUUUUUGAGCCAGAUGGUGUUAGAGAAGGAUUACACGACGUGUGUUAAGUGCGGUAUAUACGCGGCGACGCACGUGAUCCAGCAGUCUGGGUGCACGUUAAACGGCGUGAGUGACUUUAAAUCUAGCUAGGUAGUUUUUUUUUUAAGGAAAGGUAGAUGGUUUAUGAAUGGGAAGAGAUACACAUAUUUGAAUAGUUCAGUUGAGGAGUGUCUUUUCAAAAGCCAAAGGGCUUAUUUCCACUUUGAACUUUUUUUGAGAAAUCGAGAAAAACAUAAUUCCACGGU
Molecule: messenger RNA, 1414 nt
Organism: Leguminivora glycinivorella
Lineage: Eukaryota; Metazoa; Arthropoda; Insecta; Lepidoptera; Tortricidae
Gene: Adk2
Product: adenosine kinase
Exons: 8
Coding region: 186-1259 (357 amino acids)
Biological process (GO): purine ribonucleoside salvage
Cellular component (GO): cytosol; nucleus
Molecular function (GO): adenosine kinase activity
Source: RefSeq, a predicted model, not a curated record